Molecule: messenger RNA, 1368 nt
Organism: Anopheles stephensi (Asian malaria mosquito)
Lineage: Eukaryota; Metazoa; Arthropoda; Insecta; Diptera; Culicidae
Product: zinc finger protein with KRAB and SCAN domains 7-like
Exons: 3
Coding region: 10-1137 (375 amino acids)
Biological process (GO): regulation of transcription by RNA polymerase II
Molecular function (GO): DNA-binding transcription factor activity, RNA polymerase II-specific; RNA polymerase II cis-regulatory region sequence-specific DNA binding
Source: RefSeq, a predicted model, not a curated record
CUGUCAAAGAUGUCAUCUGCUCGAAAUUGGCUGGCAACGCUGCAUUUGGAAUGUCAUUUUUGUUUUCGCUCACUUCGCGAGAAUGUAAACAAACAGCAGAGCGGGUUUUUACUUUUUAUUUUAUUAGCGUGCGGAAAAAUGUCUCUUCUAACAGAUUCUUGCAGUCCUUUUGAGGUGGUGCCAAAUGCGUGCAAAAUAUGCGAAGAGACAUACGAAGCGAUGGGCUCAAUCAUAUGCCCCGAAGCGGACACUAAGAUGCUAGAGAAAAUCUAUAAAAGCACCAACGUGCGUGUGCAACCACGCAACGGUAUCAUCACGCCCGUGUGCGAUUGCUGUCGAAGUCGGAUCGAUGAGUAUGAUGAACAUUUUAAGCCUUACGUGAAAGAAUAUUAUCUCGACACUGGUGAAAGCGAUGGUGUAUUGGGAGAUAAGUUGAAUGAAAUGAUUGAUCCGUUGGCGGAUGCUGCUGAGAAUCCAGCGCAUAGCAGUGAUGAUGAACAAUCCGAGGAAAACGGACGGGAAACGGAUGCUCCUUUGGAUGAUAAUGAUUCGGAUGAUUCUGAUAAAGAGGCUCCACGGGAAGGUAGUCCUAUCGCCAUACCAAAUGGUACCAGCUGGGGAAAUUUGGCCGUUCUAAGAAAACCUUCCGAAUGCACUAUCUGCGGGAAGCAAGUUAAAUCGAUGUCGGAUCAUAUGAAAACGCACCAACACGAUAAGAAGUACAAAUGCACGUUCUGUGAUAAAUCAUUUGCACAAAGCAACAACCUCACCUACCACAUCCGGCAGCACACGGGCGAAAAACCGUAUCAGUGUGAAAUGUGUGACAAAAAGUUCAUCAACCACUCGCACCUCCUGUCCCAUUUGAAAUAUCAUAACGAUGAAAAGAUGUUUCAGUGUGAAAUUUGCUGUAAACGGUUUAACCAUGUGGGGAACUUAAACAAGCAUCGCCGGGUGCACUCCGGCGAGAAACCAUAUCGGUGCACGUUUUGCGAUAGGACGUUUAAUAAUAUUUCGAACAAAAAAAUGCACGAAAAACGGCAUACCGGCGAGCGGAACUUUGUCUGUGAGAUUUGCUCGAAAGGGUUCCACGACAACCAUCAUCUCGAGCGUCAUCAAACGGUUCAUCGGAAGAGUUGAGAAAGGAUUGAUCAUAAUAGAGCAUUAUGCAGUAUUACAUCAGAACUGUGGCUUGGACAGGAAAUUUGUUAUCUAAAUUGAGGGGAAAGUUUGAUAGGAACUUUAUACACAAGCAUAGCAGAUCUCGUUGAGUAUUACAAUACUUUAUCUAGUUUGUUAGUUGUACAAAACUAAGAACGUAAUCUCAAUUGAAUGAAAUUGUUGGCAAUUUAUUUGCAUUGAAAUACUAAA